Messenger RNA from Porites lobata, 20969 nucleotides. The record is from the annotation of a GenBank genome assembly. Lineage: Eukaryota; Metazoa; Cnidaria; Anthozoa; Scleractinia; Poritidae.
AUGGCGGCCAAAAGUGCUAUCGAACGUGGAAUUAGCACGAUCUGGCAAAAAAUUCUAACUGUUGUGAACAAUGCUUUGGUCUAUCUUGACAGCAGAACAGCUGAAUGGAUACACUGGUGUGGUAGUCUUCAAGAUUUUAUAGACGCAGGUGCACUUAAUGUCUGUGACAUUUCAUCAGCAAGAGUGAGUACUUCGGCGCAAUAGUUUUUUCAAUAUAUUAGCUUAAGCAAAGCUUAAACACUAGAUACAUUAACGAAUCCCCAUUUAAUUUAAUUGGCCUCAAUGUACAUAUUCUCACCGAAAUUGUGGAAGGAUAAAUUUAUAGAAAGAUUCAACAAAAAUUUACACGACGUUUUCGCCACUGCCCAGACGUCAUAAUUUUGAACUAUAUAUUAUGCUUGAAAUUUGAGCGUACAAAACUCUCUUUUAACUUUCCCAAAAUAGGUUCCAGCCAUUGACUGAAAAGGAGCAAAGUAAAGGGUGAAAGAUAUUUUGCAACAUCGACAUGCUGAAGUAUGUUUCCUUUCACUCCUAGAAAUUGAAAUUAAACCUAAUCGUUUCAUUUCAGGGUGGGAACGAAUCUGAAACAAAGGCUGUCUUUAUUGUUGGUACACUACUUCAAAGUGAAACACUGGAUUUGGUCCAUUCUAUUGUCGAAUCCAGUGAUUUUCAGCACUGUACAAUUCUUUGUACUGUACCAGAAAAUGUACAUAGCUUCGCCAGACAUGCAGAUGUUACUGAUGUGUCACCAUUUGGGGAAUUGUCACAAAAGCUGAGGGAAUGGAUGGGCAAUAUGGCAAGUAAAACUAUUCUUAUUUUGUUGUCAACAGCCACAGAAAUCACACGAACAGGAUGUUCUACCAAUGAAAAAAUCUUCAAUCAAUCGAUUAAUCGUUCUUUUGCAUGCCAUGAAUUAUUUUGUGUCUUUGGGGAUUUUUAUGCAUUAGGAAUGCUGUACGCAGAGGUAAUAAUAUCACUGUUUGACCCUAAGCUUCUUUCACUGUAUUUCUAUCACCACCAUAUAACUGAAGAACAAUCAAACACACAAUUCCUUUUCUUGGGGUGGCAGUGUGUUGGGGGGUGUGGGCGGCAUAGGGGAAUGAGGUAGUAUGGUGAGAGCUUCAUACCUUUUAUCUGGAGGUCUAAGCAGGAACAAAACUAAGUUUUUAGAAAGCUGGGCUUACCUUUUUUUUGUUGUUUCUUAUUGACUGCAGUAUGCCACUGUGGAUGUUCAUUAUGUGCCGUUGUUUGCUGCUGUGGUUUGUCCUGGGCUAUUCAUCAGUCCUUUGUUUUCAUCCUUCUUUCCACUUUUGCCGUCAGAUGUUCCAAGGCUACAAAAAUUUCUCAGGAGUACGGUAAUCAGACUGUUAUUUAAGUUUAACCUUCUUAUCAUAGAUGUGCCAUUUUUCAAAAGACGAGUUCAAGUAUCCUUCACUGUUUUAAGGUUCUUAGUUUCUUUUUCUGGGUAUUUUUGGAACCAAAAUAAAGGUGGUGGGUACUUCUAAAAUGUGAGAUUACUGAGAUACUGAGACCCUGGUUUAAAAAUCUAAGAACUUGAAGUAAAUUUCAAGACUCCAAGAUGGAAAUAAAGAAACCAGAAAUAAUACUAAUGCUUAUAUCGUAGCCUACAACUGCCACACAGUUUGAGCCACUUCUAACUUUCUACGAUAUAUAGCUAUCUAUACGGACUUGAACUUCAUCCAUAGAAGAAGCUGAAAAUGCCCUCAAAGCAUGAAGUUCUUUGAUCAAUAAGGGUAGCUAUUAAGUUUGUCAUUGACAGCAAGGUUGCAGCUAUUAAUAGGGAUGUUUGGUCAAGUUGAGCCCUUUAACUUUUUUCCAUAGCAGUGUAAGUAACUGUUUUAAGUGUUAAUGCUCUUUAGGGAGACAAGAGGACAUUCAAUGGCCUAAAUGAUUUUGAGAUGUCUUCUCUUCCUCAUAAUUUGCAACUUAAAAUCAAGGUGGGUGCUUAUUGGGUUGAAAGCAUGAUUUGAAUAAAGGAACUAGAAAAUUUUUUCACAAAGAUCACUUUCUUAUCCUCUAGUGGAGAAUCCUCAGCCAUGGAUCUCUAAACGUGUUUGUAAUGUUGUUAACUUCACAGGUGAAUGACAGUUUGUGUAAUUUCCCCUCUCAAGGAUAGCCUUAUGGGCAAUUUUGCUACUACCUUGGACGAAACUUUUUGAGACACAUCACAGAAAUUAGUAACUGUUGCUUAAUGAAUGAACAUCCCACCCCAACCUCAUUCCCUCUGCCAAAAAGUUGCUUUUGGUAACACCAGAAUAAUGGAUUUUAGAGCAAAACAACACUAAGUGGGGGUGGGGCGGGUGGUGACUUCUGUUUGGAGGAGAUGGCAGUGUGGCACAAAACAAGGAAAUAUAUUGAACUGUCUGUAGCUUUUUGUGCGAGGUUGUAGCUUGUGCAACAUUCAGUAGAAUUAAGAAAAUAAGGUCAGUAUGUAGUCUAGUAUGCAGUGUUUCUCUUAAAUUUCUGUUGCAGAUGUUUGCAUUUGGUUUGAACAGUUUGUUUGAACUCUUAGACGUGAAUGAGGACUGUUAUGGUGUAGGUUACCUCAGUAAAGUCAUUGCUACAGAACUCGCUAACUUACCAGCAGCAAGGAUGAGAAGAAAGGUGCAGUUUGUGUUUGUUAGAUUUUAGUGAAAAAUGGCCUUAUGGCCCCCUUUCCUGGUCACAGCUAUCUACUCACCCUGUGGAUAAAAUUAUUCAAACCCCUGAAAACCAUUACUUGGCUCAUUUUUCUGCAAGAUUGAGGGGUCAUAGUGAGUCAUAUUCCAGAGUGAGAAAGUGAAUACGAUGUAGGUUGCAAAUAGAAUCUCAUUUCAUUUGUCCAUCCAAUUUGUGUCCCAAGAGUUCAGUCAAGUGAUGAGAUUUCUUGACUUAAAACUCAAGAGUCUUCUUUAACCCAUUGGUUCUGGAAAUUUUGCCAAAGAAUGUGUAUAAAAGCUACUGUCGAGCUGUUUUCAGGUCUCUGACUUGCUAUAAAGAAAAAAUAAAACCUACCAAAAGAUUUACAGGUCAUAGUUUUUGUGUUCAUUUGUUCCAGAUGCAAAAUAUCAGCUUCGGACCCUCAGGCAUGUGCAAUGAGCAAAAUUUGGAGGAGUUUGGAUUUAAAAGUGACACAGCAGUCUUGACUUUUGCUUCUUGCCUUUUUUCCUUCCCUCUUUUCCUGCACUUUUAUCACCUCAUUCUCUUUCCUUUGGUAGACAUUAACUAGGCUUCAAUUCAGUGGGAAAAGUUUUGUGGAAAGCUUUUAGGAUCUUAGGAUUAGAUGGUAGGUGCGGCCAGUAGAACAUGACUUUUAUGGGAAAGAUGGAUAAAUAACACCUGAUUUACGGCGUAUGAGGGUGUGAUUUUCUUUUUCAUAUUUUCGUAGAGUUCCAGCAGUAGGGGAUCCUUAAUUUUGAUUGACAGAACACUUGAUCUGGCGGGUCCAUCGGGUCACUCAUUUGACGCACUAGCGGACAGAAUCAUACAGUUGUUACCAAGGUUACCACAGCACACAAGUGAUGUGGCGGUGGACAUGUCUCCUCUUUGUUGUUAUGGCAGGUAAGGUAAUUAGGCUAAUGGCUUCAGCUUAAUCCUUUAAGUCACAAGGGUAACUGAAAUCAAAUUUCUCCUAACAAUAGAGAGCUUUAGAUUCUGAGAUUUUCUCAGUACUGAGUAGUGCUCGCGUGUGAGCAAACGUUAUUUUGUUGGGAAAAUGUGGUAGCCAUCGUCAUUCUAGUACGAGUUUUAGCAGCAUGUCGUAAUGGCAGGGACAAAUUACACAAAUCUUAGAAGUUUAAUCAUUUUGCAACCGCACAAGGGCUAAACCUUCUCCAAUAAAAAUAACCCCACUAAUUUCUCAGGUGAAAAACAUUAAAUUUAGCUUUCCAGGGGAUGGAUAUGCGGAAAACUUAAAGUAAAAUCUUGUACUCAUGGUCGUCCUUGUCCUCAAAUGUAAAGCUCUCUAAUAACACGGUACAAUCGAGGGAAAAGGUGAUGAGAAUGAAGAAAAUGACCAACAUAGAGAAAAUUCUCUGAUUUCCUAUCAAAUUCUCUCAACUGAUUCUUUAGGGAAAAGCAAGGGAAUCAGCAUGGAGAAUUUGUAUGUGGAUAUUGGGAGUUAAAGGGUUAAAGCAGUUUGUUCAGUGUAGUUUUUCUGGUUUACAUUUAGUGGAAAAUGAAAUAUAAUUUCAAGUUAAUUUCAAAGAAAUUUCUGGUUUCUAGUUCCACUCCUCAGACUGUAGCACCUGGCUGCUUAGCACACCCAAGAGACCCUCCUACCCAGGCUCUACUCUGCUCUAUGAUCACCAAGAGACAAAAGGUAUCUGUUUCGAAAGAGGAUGUAACCAUAUUAAUUAUAACUUUGUGUAGCUGUGUGUAACCUCGUAAAGCUGUUUGUAUUUCUGUAUAACACUGAGCAACUGUAUUAUGAUGCCUCUGUUGUUGUUGUGGAUUCUUCGCUCUGUGUAAAACUCUGUAUAGUGGCAUAUUGAUUAUUACAGUGGAACCUCCACUAACGGCACCUCGGCACAAUGGCCACCUCUCUACAACGGAUAUCCACUUUUUUUGGAAGAAACCUGGAUAUUCAAUUGAGAAAAGCUUUGUUCAUAACUCAUAAAGCACAGUCUACAAUGUAAAUUUAAUUUUUGAAUUUAUUAUAUUUUUGGAUGGACUGUCGACAGUCCCCCAUUUUUCAGUAAGAUUGUCGAAAGCAUGCACUACAGGCGGCCAUCUUCACAGAAUCAAACUGGAAGAUGACUAUCUAAUCUACUAAGGGGGCAGGGGACAGCACCAUUGUAAACCCCAUCACCUGCCCCCUCAGUACAUUUCCAAUUACAAAAUGGCUGCCGGUAACAGUGAGUGCUCAAUCUUGAAGAUCUCACGGAAUACUAGGGGACUGUGAAUAGCCUUAUUCUUGGGAGUGUAAUGUACAUGUAAGUUUUUCCUUUAAAUGAAGGAAAGUCUGGUGGAUAUUUCAAGGCAGCUCCAAGAAGCUUUGUCCAGAGAAUCACUGAUGCAGAAAAGUAAAGUUGGAGUGCAAACCAAAGUCACAGUAGAACAGCUUAAAACAAUGACAGAACAUUUUAGGUGUGUAACAGGGCUCAUUUAGCUUUUUUUAGAACUGUUGCCCUAAACUGCCCCUUAUAAGCUCCCUUAGUUAAAGGGCAAUGCCCAUCUACCUGUAAACAAGAAAAACAUCUUAAUUUAUAGUCUCCCCAAAUAUAAGCCCCUCUUGCUCCAAUAAUUAUGGGCCUCCCUCUAAAUUCGACUAAGUCUAAUUGUGAAAUUUUGAAGCUUUGUUAAACCCCAGUAAUUGCAAAACGAAUUUCAUGUUUUUUUAGCACUGCUAUAGCUUGCUUUGAAGCGCUUUUUUGUUCCAGUUAUAGGCCCCUUGGAUAUAAACCCCUUCAUCUAUAAGGCCUCUUAAAACCCUUCUGAAGAUGUAUAAACGCGGGGCUUUUUAUAAGCAGCAGCCUAUUAUUUUAGUUGUUACCCUGGGGGCCCUACCCCCACCCAUUGAGCUAAGAGCUUGCUUAUAAACGAGAGCAUGUGAUAAAAAGUACACAACGUAAGUACUAGUUUGAGAUUGCUUAAGUGAUUGUACAUGUUACAUUUCUUUGUUAAUUCUAAUAAUUUAUAGAGGUCAACCAAAGUGUUUACAAAAGCAUGGUGCCCUGUUACAGUUGGUGAGAGCAACAAUAAUGGCUUUAAAGAGUGAGAGCGCUUCACAGAUGGACCACUUACAAGCGUUAGAAAAGGUAUCGCCUAAACUAGCAUCUCGUGAAGGUAGAUACAGAAGUGUUUCCAGUUUUGUUUGCACUUCGCUUAUAUGUCUUAAAAUCUCCUUCACUACCGGUAUUUGAGACAAAAAUAUUAUUCUGAUGAAGUAAUUUAAUGACCAGGCCCCAGUUGUUAAAAAAGUGGAUAGGACUAUCCACUGAAUAAAUCUGUAUUAACUGAAUAGCACAAUUGGUUUCUCUAAUGCUUACUUGCUGGAUAGUGAUUUAUCUGAUGGAUAGCACUAUCCAAUGUUUGAACAACCGGGGCUAGCGGGCCGUUUCUUGAAACUUACGGUAACAUUUCGGGUCCGGAAAGCUUUUUUACGCUUGCCGAGUUUGUAUGCAAUAUAUGAGAGUCAAUUAUUAUGAAAUUGAUUAUAAUGAAACUAUCACUUAACGAAGCAAAAUUGACUGGUUUGUGAGCUAGGAACUGUGCUACAAUUCAACAUGUUUUGAUUCUUAAAUUUGCCUUCAGCCCGAAAAGGUACCGUGCCAUUCAAGAAACGGCCCCGAGGCCCCAGUUGUUAAAAGAGUGGAUGACACUAUCCACUGGAUAGUGAUUUAUCCGGUGGAUAGCGCUAUCCAAUGUUUGAGCAACCCGGGCUAGCUUCCAGUUAGCUUGUUAGCUCCAUUGGUUAGAGGGCUUCACCAGUAUUGCAGAGGUCCCGGUUCUUUCGAAUCCUGGCAAGCAUAAAAUUUUUAAGCCUCUCUUUUUGCGUCUGCAUUAGUUAGAAGACGUCUUCUUCAUUUAAUAUUUAUACUGUUUAAAGUACAGCUCCAAAAUCAAAACGAUCCCUUAUUUUUAUUAUCGCGUCUGUUGAUUUAAGGGUUUGAUUCUUCACAUUGGAGAACAUGGUCCACAAAGUUCUUUAUCAGAGGUGAUUACCGCAUUACAGAACGAUCAUCAGCAAAGGUAUAAAAUUAUUCAUGAAAAGCAGCGUCAGAAGUGUUUCCAUACACCAAGUAAGGGGCUGUUUACAUGGAGGGAGGAAGAUGCUAGUACCAGGAUGAUCCUAGAAGACGGAAAAACUUUACGUUGGGUUUACAUGAACAAAUUUCGGUCCGUGCGGUGCCCAAUUAGACAAGGUUCGAGAAGGAAGUAAAAAUGGCGGGCGACAAAAACAAAAGUGCAAUUUGGGCCCUUCUUCAUGUAAACGGCCCCUAAACCUUCCGAGAGUAGUUAAGUUGUGCUUAACUACUCUUUCCCUCUGUAUUUCUCUCACGGUAUAUUAAUGUAUACAGGUAUACUUGUAGAGGCGGUAAAGAAGCGGUCACCAUCAAUUUCAACUCACCGCGUGUAGUGCGUCUUUUUACGCGGAAAAUUUUAUAGCCACUUCACUGAUUGUUUUUUUCGUAGAGCUUAGAAAGCGGAGAUAAACGGUUGACAAACGGUUGUUUACCAUUUACAUGGUCAAACCGGGUUCACGCUUGGGGCAAAUGGUAAGCAAAAUUCGGGACUAGUAAAUUUCGUUCCGAAAUCGCGUUCACCAUUUGCACAAAUCAGUUUCAUUUACCCAGAUACGGCCCCGAAAGCUUGUAUGAAAGACAGUUUUCAAGAAAUGGAACACGAAUUUACAUUUGGAAUAUUCAUGUACCGACCAGGUAAACAGGAGUGCUUACUAUUUGUACGGAAAUUUGGGUGAAGAUUUUCCGUCAAAUAGUACAGGUCUGGUAUUUUUUCCUCGCCGAAAACAGGAAUGGGAUUGUGUUGUGCCAUUUACAAUUUUGGGAGGAAGCGUGGCACUGAUAAUCCAAACAGAUGGUUCAGGAAAUUUCGUUCGUUUCGAUGAAAGCGGGAAAAAAGGUAAUACCUCGAAGGUAUUACCUUUUCCCCCGUAACAUUUGAACUUUCCCUGGAAUUACCGGAUUUACCGUACAAAUUGUAAGCGCUCCAGGACCAGGACUACCUUAUCAGGCAGACGUUCCGUGGCUCCCGGAAAAUUUUCCACUGAAACGACCCAAAAAGUCGUGUUCCGUUUACUUCUUCCAACUGUAUUUUCUAUAUUUUUACUUUUUGUUAAUGAUAAACAACCAACAUCUCCAUGAUUUCCAUGGUGGCCUUCUUUGAACUUCUCGACGUUUUCAUGGUUUUUUCCCACGGUAGUUUAUUCCACGAAGAAGUGGUCAUACAGGCACAUUUAGUUUUCUCGUGGUGAAAGGCCUUAUCUUGCGUGCAAAAGGCUCAAUGUGACCGCAUUUUAUGGCUAUUUAGAUUACUAUUUGCCCUCAAUUUGCCUUCAGAUUUGUGAAUGUAGAGGACAUUUUUCUUCUCCUGGUGUUUCUGUACUCGUUAACUGGUCAGGAAUGCUUCAACUCUCCCUUGGAAGAGGAACAAAUGAAAGUAAGACUCUCUAUGAAAAAAUCAACGUUUUUUGCCCUCUGUUAGGGUCAGGGUUCACAAAUAGGGAGCUUAACCCUUUAAACCGUAACAUCAAAAUUCAAAUUCCCAUUUGUUAUCCCUAUACAUCUUCAACAGAAGUAGUGGGGAGAAUCUGUUGAAGUAUCAGUUAGGUUCAUCUUGUGUGAUCAUGUCCUUAAUUCUCAUGACCAGUCUGUUUUAUUAAGUUGUGUUAUACAAGGAGAAAUUUGACGCCCAUCACUUUUAGGGCUUAAAGGGUUAAGCAACGGCGACGGCGACGGCGACGGCAACUAGAACGGUAAAAAAGCAAUAGGUUUAUAGUAGCAGGACGUCAACUUUGCACGUGCAUCACGCUUUUUUGUACAUUUCUUUGCAGUCAUUGCACGACUUCAACUAGCCUGAAUUUCAUCCGAUUACUUCGAGUCGUUAUUACUCCCUCAGUAACGUCUGAAUCGACCAGCCGUUAAUGCCGUCCAGUGACGUCACUACUCCUUGAUCUUUGCUCUGAUCUUUGCUUUAAUUUAUGCAAAAAGUAAAACACGAUUUUCAAGUGGCAAACCUAGAAAUAUCGUUUGGAAAUGUCUGCAUGAUACAGAAUUGUUUAUUUUUUUCGAUCGUAAUUCAUGUUUAACGUUUAAACUAUCAACUGCAUGCAGUACAACUCUGAACAGGACUGAAUUCUAUAAUCAAACUCGGUCGCAAUCACGCAAUGAAAUAAACACACACAUGAAACACUUAGUUCAAAAACACGAUGAUUUGCUUUAAUUGAAAAGAAGCUAUUUGGUCCUUAACAUAGAAAAAAAAAACAAGGAAACAAGAAAGAAAAGCUAACAGAAUAAUAAAAUAGCAAGAAGGUCGAAUUAUAACAUUGAUCUCAGAAAACUUCGCGUAAACAAAAUCACCGGCCGCCGAAACCACAAAGCGGCUCUAAAUGAAAAACCUACCGACUCUCCGCAAGACAAGGGCAAUUUUGCUGUUUAAGAUAAAGAUUAAGCUUAUCGAAAUGUUUGAACUACACGAAAGAAUGCCAGGGAUGCGAUCCGAUGAAUAUCAAGCGACAAUCCCGCUAAAAUUUUUCAUAAUUAUACAUAAUUAUGCGAAUGUUUAGACAAUCAACCAAUCAAAAUCACUACCAGGUUUUCGGGUAGCGAGUGACGUCACUGGACGGCAUUAACGGCCCGUCGAUUCAGUCGUUGUUGAGAGGAGAAAACGACUCGAAGCAAUCGGAUGAAUUUCAGGCUAGACUUCAACGUGAAAGUGCCUAAUUUCACGUUUUGUCAGGGACGGGAACACAAGACAACAACUUUCUUUCUCUUUUCUUGAACUUUGAUACAGUCCUUUAGCCAACAUUUGACGAAUCAAUCGAGAUAAAUGAAGCGCGAUAAAGUUUGAGGGAGCGCGAAUUCACUUUUUAAGUGAGGUUUUCGCAGCCGUCGCCGUCGUUGUAGACUACGAGUAGUCGCUCAUUUUUCCUCAGGGAUAGUAGUGCGAGCGAAACGCGAGCGCGCGUGAAAAUCACCCCACGCGAGUAAAGGCGACACGCGGCGGGGAGAGAGAGCUCCUGCAACGUGAAAUCUGUGUGGAGGGAGAAUUUGAGAUUUUACUCAACUCCCUGCGAAAGCUCAUUAAGGAGAACGACAACUAAUUCUUGGUUUGCAACCACGUGACAAGGCGGCCAUGUUGGGGGUUAAUACUAUAGAAAUUUGGCUUGAAUAAUUUGCAAGAAAAUAGGGUUUAGUUCCCAGAGGAGAGAAAUGCUUUUGUUCUUGACCACCAACAUGGCCGCCGUGACGUCACGUGCAAACCAGCAAUUUUAGAGCAAGUUUCAUUGUCUUUUAUUUCGUAUUUCCCACAAAUUUAAGGAUCAUAACUUUACCCCAUACAAAUACUGUCAUUUUACAAAAUUCCUAUUGUGGUAUUGGGCCAUCUGUGAUCUUAAGUGAAUGUUUUGUAGCCGAUUAUUUUUAAAUUCGCAAAGUCUUUUAGUGUAAACAAUUCUUCCAACUAAUUCAGAUACUUUUCCACCUUCGUUUGGGCGAGCGUUCGGCAAAACCAAAAUGGAACUGUCACGUUGAUGAAUAUAGAGCGUUGAAGAAACGACGACGGCGAGGGCAGCGAAAACGUCACUAUUAAAAUGUAUUCGCGUUUUCCCAUACGUUUUCACGUUUAUUCCAACUCUUCGAAAUUCCCUGGAGUUGAAUGCUUGGGGACUGCAUCCAAGUUUGGAAAGAGAGAGCAAAAUUCGUCGUGGUUAGUUUACUUCCUCCAAACAACACCCCAUAUAAAAGAAAUUUCCCGUGGUGUUCGUGCAGGGAGGGCAAAAAAAUGUAUGAAAAAAGGGUGCUGCACGUGCAAAUUAUUAGCCAUGAGUAUUGCUUUUUUGACGUUCUAGUUGCCAUCGCCGUCAUCGUUGCUAAAGCUAGUACGAAAACCAUACGGGACAGGGCUUCUGCGCCGCAUAACCUAAAGCUCUUUGGAUUUAUCGAUGUGUGUAAACGGUUGGGAAUCCGAAUACGAUUUUAGUACAAACGCUUGCGAAUCCCGUUUGAACACGCUAAAUGUAAUAAAUUCGGAAAAAUCUUCUCUAGUGUAAACGUAUCCAUUGUCAAGCGAUUUUGGUGGCGACUGGAAACGAGGAUGUAAUAGACAGAGCUGAAUUUGGUGAAAGAUGACGGACGAUCUUAAGUGGUACAGUACAUUCUUCUUUCUACUAGGAGCUAUUUUAGGCUUUGCCGAUCCGGUCACUGACGCCUUAACACUGGCUGAAUUCUACAAAGAAAAACACCGGCGAUGGUUUCAGUGGGGAGUGAUUUUUAUGGUUGUUCCUUGUUUGGUCUUCCUGAUGGUUUACAUGUUGACAAUAACUUUUGACAGUGUGCGUGGAGUAGCAGAUUUUCUUCGGAGAGUUUUUUUUAGUUUAAAUCCGUUCUCUCCGGCUUGGGCAUCGCUUAAAGCAUUUGUUUUGUGUGUGGAGAACUUCGAAAAGCUCCGUCACGGCGAGGAAAUUGACUGCGGAGACCGCGACGUCAACGACGUUAAUCGCUUUCUUGCGUAUGUAAACUUUGCCCCAUUUACGGAAGCAAUCGCGGAGUCAAUUCCUCAAUUUAUCAUUCAGCUUUACGCCGCUAGUGUGCAAGAGGAAGCAGUCAAGAUAAUUCAAAUAAUAUCACUGAUUGUGUCUUGUGUUAGUAUAGCCUGGGCAUUUUCAUGUGGUGAUGAAUUUCUACACGACGGAGAGAUCAAGGUGAAGUUAAUGCACAAAGUGCUAUUCUGCGUAGAAAAUUUUUUUCUCUUGACUAGUCGACUGUUUGCCAUAUGUUACUUUAUAAUGGGUUUUCGGGGCUGGAUCUUCGUUGUUUUGAUGUCUCAUUCUCUCAUCGUGGCAUUAGUUGAUUGUACCUCUCGUUGCCAGACAGGCAAUCCGGACUGGCGGUGUAGACUUUUGUCCAUCUUUUUUCUUAUCUUUCACUGGAUUAGAGAUGAUUUGUCUGCACCACUCGACGCAGAAGAUAUGAGAAAGCGGAAGAGACAACUGGCAAAAAUACAAUGGUUAUCUCAUGCCAUGUUUGUGAUUGAAAAUCACGCCAUGAUCUUACUGUUCUUUUUUCUCAGCAAAUACUCCACAACCUGGUUCGCCUUUCCAGUGACAGUGUAUGUUUGUACUAUGAGUAUUCUAGGGGCAAUACUCAGGCUCGUUCACUUUAAGUUUUUGUUAAAAGGUCGCGUAGUGCCGGAAACAAGCGUCACAAACGAGGAGGUAGAAGCUGUAGGCCUUGCAAUUCAACAGGAGUUGAUGAAUACAUAUGCUAUGGUACAAUCGCUGCAGACAGCCUAUGAACGUUGAAAAAACAAAAGUGCCUUAUCACUAGCCUCCAACAACUAUCAAAGAAAGACGUUCCGUGGAGCGUUUCGUGACCACUGAUACGUAGUUUCCAACGCAGCCCGUUUUUUUGUAUCGUCACGCAACGCUCCUCCCCACAAACGUUGAGCGGCGUUGUGUGACGUUCAAAUUUUUUACUAAAUGAAACCAUAGUUAGUAGAGAAACUAACACUUGUUUAAAGAGAAAAACACUUCAUAUCUCUUAAAUGAAGCCAACUGGGAGCCCAUUUGGCUUGUUAGCUUAAUUGGUAGAGCGCUGCACCGGUAUCGCAGAGUCAAGGGUUCGAAUCCCGUACAAGCCUGAAUUUUUUCUUUCUUUUCGCAACUGUAAAAGUUGCGUAUAUAACAGCGAUGAUCAUCCUUCAUUUAAUUCUUCACUCCGCGGUUCACAUAUAUGAUUUUCACAUCUUCUAAACUUCACUUCAUGUCUCUGCUACAUAUAUAUAUAUAUAUAGCCUUCCAAUUCCAACAGUUCAGUCGUCAAAAUUGCCUGAUGAGUGUGGUCCUUGCACCAUACGAAACAGUUCUGUAGCAAUAAAACGAUGAUUACUCGUGAAACCUGAACUUCUGUGAAGUUAUAGCUGAUGCUCCUCUAUCAAUUGAGUCGAGCGCUCGACGAAAUACGUUCUACUCAAAUAAAGAAUAUAUAUAUUAAUAAUCACAGGAGUUCAGGCUUCAGGAGUAAUCAUUGAUCGUUUAUUGCGACAGUGCUGUUUCGUAUGGUCCGAAAUUGUAGGACCACACUCAUCAGGCAACUUCAACGAUUGACCGUUAAAAUUAAAAGCUGGCAGUAAAUAUAGGGAUGCGUUAAGAGAUAGUAUCUAGGUAACAGAUGGAUUGUGUCUUAGUUACGUUACUCUAGAGUUCUGAAGUACAUAUCUGUUUCUGUGGGGGCAUGGACUUGCUAGUUCGUUUCGCCUGUUUAGGUUUUUUUGAUUGGAGGCAUUUUCCUUCGAUGCCUCCAAUCAAAUGUAAUCUACCAAGCCACUGUAACUACAGCGACGACAACUGAAACUUACGUCGGACUGGCAACAAACUUUAAGGAACGUUACAGAAACCAUCAGUCCUCCUUUCGACGCUCAAACAGAAGAAAUGAAACGGAACUAUCAAAAUAUAUUUGGACUUUACAAGACUCUAACAAACCCUUCCAGAUAAAAUGGAAAGUUUUAAAGAAAUGUAAAGCUUAUAGCAACAUUAGAUUUAGAAAAAAAAUUUUGCAAAAAAAAUGUAAUCUUUGUCUUUAUGAAAAGUUUAUCAUCAUUUGUAAAAAGAGCUUUGUAGCCUAAACAGGCGAAACGAACUAGCAAGUUCAUGCCCCCACAGAAACAGAUAUGUACUUCAGAACUCUAGAGUAACGUAACUAAGACACAAUCCAUCUGUUACCUAGAUACUAUCUCUUAACGCAUCCCUAUAUUUACUGCCGGCUUUUAAUUUUAACGGUCAAUCGUUGAAGUUGCCUGAUGAGUGUGGUCCUACAAUUUCGGACCAUACGAAACAGCACUGUCGCAAUAAACGAUCAAUGAUUACUCCUGAAGCCUGAACUCCUGUGAUUAUUAAUAAUCAAUGCUCUUCAAUUAAAUGAAUUGAGCGCUCUACGGAAUACGUUCUACCCAGAAUACAAGUAUUUAUAUAUAUAUAUAUAUAUAUAACUACCUGGAACGUUUUGUUAUUUCUCUCAACUUCCCCUGUCUUACCUUGUUUACUGUGUUGUUUGCUGUUUGCUUAUGGUUGUUUCGUGGUUAGGGAUUUGUGUAGAAGUGGCUGUAGACAGAAUUUCGCGAAUUCGUGUUACGUUCUUUUAACAGUAACAACCCUUUCACUCUUUCCCCCUUUGGCCUUUCUCCGUCCCCACCCAGAAUUCUCUGUCUAACGCAAGUGACAGUUGUUUGAAAUCAGUGCGCGCCUAAAGCUGGUGUCGUUGCCGCAUAGCAGUUUAUAUUUUGUUAUUGGUCACCUUGAGAAUAGUUUCCCGGAGAGCAUCAUGUAAAGUUCUGACUGGAUCUUCGAUUCCGGAUUCCAAUCGUUAAAGGGAUUCCGGAUUCCUUGAGCUAAAUUCCUGAUUCCAAAGCCCAGGAUUCCGGAUUCCAGAAGCAAAAACUUCCCAGAUUCCGGAAUCCGGAUCAGUGCCGGAUCCAGGCCUCGAGAUAAGGGGGAGGGUCUCCAAAAAUUAUUUUUCGGCCCUUCGGGCCUCAGUUGGGUCUAAAAAUAAGAGAUGGGCCCCUCGUGCCCCUCCCCUAGAUCCGCCACUGCGGAUAACCUUACAUGAGGCGAGUUGUACUUCAGACUACCCUUCCUCAAACCCUCUCCGAGCUCGUCAUGCGAAAGACUUGGUAACCAGCUGAAAGAACAUUUGCGCCCCAGUGUUAAUGUCUUCUUUCCCGUGACCUGGUAAAAUCGAAUAUAUCCUUGUUCCCUCAAAUCUCCAUCUAUCCAUUCAGCCAAUAAGAGGGUUAAUAACAAUAAGAGGGUUAAUUAUUGAAUUUUCGCAAAUUCGCCAUUUGCACAUCUCCCAUAAUACACCUUGUUUACCCCCUCCGCCCCCUCCCCCUCCCCCUCCCCCCAAAAAAAUUUGCUUAAGCAUUGUCUUUUAUUUCUCUUGGAACCACUAUAAUACCCAGGACACUUCAAAAGCACGGUUUAUGUAAAGUUUUUUGGGGCAAACAAAAUGUAUUAUGGGAGAUCGGAGAUGUGCAAGUGGCGAAUAACAAGAAUAAUUUAGGAAAAAGACUAACUAGAAAAUUGGGAAAGUUCGGAUAAUGUUUGAGCCAAAUCCACUUUUAAAACGAGACAAAUAUUGACAUUUAAGUAAGUCAAGGUUGUAAGGAACUGACCAGUAAGGAAACGACUUGUUUCUUUAUUAGUGCACCUGAACCUUUGGAAAAAAGAGAAAUUUUAAUCCUGUUCACAUUUAAGCUUGCCUUUCAUCGGCACGUCGAGGAAUCAAGGUGAUAAACUAACAUUACUAUGUUUUUUGUCUCUCAGAACAUGUUGAUAAACGGAAUCCUCAGCGGAGAACUCAAAUGCAGUUGUGAGUCGUUCUUAGGUCAGUGAAUCUAAGGGCCUGUUUACAUGGAGGUGGGAAAUCCCAGGCAGAUGAGGUGACCCGCUUGGGUGGGGUAACCCGCCUCUUCAUAUAAUCUCUCGUUUUAGGGCCUGUUUACAUGUAGGUGGGGGACCCCAGGUAAGUGAGGUGACACGCUUAGGUGGGGUAAACCGCCUGUUCAUAUAAUCUCUCAUGUGGUCACCCAACCUAUCAUGUAAACGUCAUCAAAUGAAAGUGAGAGAUAAUAUGGACAGGGGGGUUACCCCACCUAAGCAGGUUACCUCACCUACCUGGGGUCCCUUAUCUCCACAUAAACAGGCCGUAAAGCUAAGUUCACACGGCACUGGACGAAUUUUCGACCGGCAGAAAAAUUUGUCCGGACACUUCGUUCACACGGCACCGUUCAAUAUUUUCACACUGUUCACAGGGAACUUUGAACGGCUAGGCAUCUAAUUUUUAGAACGGUUUAGGUGGUUCCGUCACCUAUCUGUGGUCCCCCACCUCCAUGUAAACAGGCCGUAAAGCUAAGUUCACACGGCACUGGACGAAUUUUCGACCGGCAGAAAAAUUUGACCGGACACUUCGUUCACACGGCACCGUUCAAUAUUUUCACACUGUUCACAGGGAACUUUGAACGGCUAGGCAUCUAAUUUUUAGAACGGUUUACGUGGUUCCGUCAGAACGGAACACCUUAAUGCACGACUUUUCAACCGGCCGUAAAUUUCACCAGUGUCGUUUGAACGUACCCUAUGCUUUUGACUUAAGGCAGAUUUAGAAAUAAAAAUGUGACGGCAACAGCGACGGAGCGCGCUGAUCUCAAAACGAGCUUGGCUAAUGGCAAUGGCCUCUGGUACCAGGGUAAGUCACAAGCUCGACGGAAUAGGAGUCAGAAUAAUCAGAACUUUUACCGUCCGUCACUUACGAUCUAGUGAAAAUCAGAUUGCAGCCGGCCAAAGCAGAGGCGGGAAGAUAAACCAGUGACAAUUCGGUUUAGUUCGUCCGAUUCUGCUUGUGAAUCCGACAACCUAGUUUUCAUUAGAUACCAAGCUACAAGCGGAAGCGGAAGCGGAAACGAAAAGGUGCUUUUACUAAAUCGUAAUGAUCUACGACUGCGACUCCGACUCCGCCUCCGAAUUAACCUCGUCCCUAGGGUCCGCUGGGAAUGAGGUUGCCCCCAAACGCGCCGCUAGUUCAAGUAUUUUCACUCUGAACCAGCAAGAUGCGGUAGGCGCGGGAAAAUGCCUAUGACACGGUUUUGUCAUCUUACUUUUGACCGGGAAUGGCGCGAAAUAUAUUAGCCCAUCCGACGUCACAGUAAUGCAAAACCAAUCAUCAUUUACCAGCCUUUGUCACCCCAAUUACUCUACAGACGGGUGUGACAAGACUACGACAGAAUGACCAAUAAUUAACACCUAUGACUUGCAUUUUGUAGGGACUGAGCUUUCUGAGAAGACUGUGAGAAGCAGGAUUUCCGAUGCGUUCGAGAAAAUACGUGGCGUGAACUUCGCGAGGGAGGAGCUUCAAAUGUUCAGGUACAAUCGGUUUAAUACAGCAGUAGUGUUUGCAACAGCAUUUUCACUUUGUUGCAGCAAUGUAUGUGACAGUAUUGAAAUGGUAUUUUUCUUACAGGCAGCAUGUUGAGUAAGUUUGUUCGCACGGAUUUAGGACUGUGUUGUUGUCACAGCACUUUGCCAACAUUGCGAAACGUUGUUUGAGUGUUGUAACAGUUUUGUUUAAAAUAAAAUUCAGCAGAGAAUUCACCAGUGGUUUUCGUUUUUGUCAACAGAGAUGUGUUUCAACAGGGAACAGCCCUUAAACCAGCCCAGUAUCAGCCACUUGUCAGACAGGUUUGUCCUGUUUGUAUGUCUUGUCCCUCAGUCGGUUUGUCCUUAUUCGUCUAUAUCUUGUUGAAAAUAAGAUCGGAUAGGGUUAUCUUGUUUUAUGUUCCACUUAAAAUUUAAGAUUUGUCCUCUUUCAACACUUCUUUCUGCCCAAUGUGAUUAUUUAGACAGUUUCACGGCAGGCUCAGAAAAUGUUCGUCACGCUAAUUACACAACUUAAAGUGAACGUGAGUACGGAACCCGUAAGAGCACCCUACGACAGAGACCGGAUUAUAGUCUCAGCUGUAAUUUUCCGCGUGAUAUUAGGGUCUUAAAGCGGAAUGAUAGCCCGCGUAGCAAGUGUUUCCGUUUGGUUUCGGGGCAAAGAAAUACCAAGGAAGGGGACUUUCUUGCGCCACUUUUCUCGCGGUCUUUGACUCUCGUUCCUCGUUCUUCUCUCCUAAACCGUACAGAAACGCUUGCUACGCAGGCUAGCGGAAUGAUUAAGUUAAAUCUUUAGGAAUAUUUUAGCUGAUUAUUUCAGCGGCGGGAAGUCUUAGUCUAAGUGUGUUAACUCCGUCUCUUCCAACAGUGCCAGUCAGCAAAACUGAAGAACAAUCACGAAUUUAUUUUCUACAAUAGUUACUGAGAAGAAACCAUGUAAAAGCACUUCCAAACAGGUUUCUUUGGAAUACUACCAGUGCAUCUUAGGAAAUUUUUUCUUCUAACCUCGUUAAUUGGGAUGGGAACCCAAACGGAUAACCCAGAUCUUAACUGACGGCCUAUUUUGCACCUAAAAAGGCACGUUUCAUGCAAAUGAAAGCCCAAGUCGUUACUUUUCGGUCCAUUGUCAUGAACAGCAAUUUACCCCCUUAAUUCGAAAUAUCGGUAUCUGUAUUCUCUUCACUGUUUUUAGUAUAGUACUUAGACUGACUAAUCUGCAGGAAGAACAUGCGGAUAUCAAACUGUGUUUCUUGCGACAGUGUGUGUCGUUGUUUUCUUCAAAAUAAUGUACAAUAAAACAGUUAUAAUUAGAGUCGGUUUUUGUGAUAUCCGGAAUAACCAAGGUCUUGAAAAGUGUUAUCAGCCUCGGCUUAUAACACUUACCUCGACCUUGACUAUUCCGGAUGCCACAAAAACUCUAAUCUAUAAUGAUUGUUUAUUUUAGUAUAUUUUAAUAUCACUCACUGUCACCUACAACAUAAAAACUACUAAAAAGCUAAUACACAACAUGACCCAGCAGGGGAGGAAACGUUUUGUCCCAUCUCAAUACCCCAUUCCCCUCCGCCCCCCCCCCAAAAAAAACAAUUCCCUCUGUUUGCUUCGUUGAAAGGGAGGUCACAUAAACUCUGGGUUAUUGUUUUUUUCGUCUUCAGAUCAUUGAUGGUGUGUUUAGUCCUGAAUGUCCUGAGCUCCCUGAUAUCGAGUUUAAGUCGCAUGGGUUAAAGGAUUUCAUCAAAACUGGAUUUAGGUAGGAAGACUCGCGGUUCAGCGCAUGCUCAUUAAUUAAAUUACUUUUUUCCAACUUAGUAUUCAUUCUAUUGGUUGAUAAUCCCACUCACAUGUAUCUCAGCGAUCUCAGACUGUAUUUCAAAGUAGAAUUGUAUUUCAGAGUAACCUGAAGUAGGAUGGAGGAGUACUAACAUCGCAGAACAAAUUAGUGGAAUAUGCCAACACUACCAACGGUGAAUUUAUUGUUGACCCGAAGGUUUUAUUCCAUGGUUGAUGAAUUUACAGCUAUUUGCACAUAAUUUGAUCAAAUGGGAGGGGAAAGCGCCCAAGGGACGAGGUUGAGGGGGGUUUGUAGAUUGGUUCUUUGACAACAUUAUGACAUGAUCAUAUUGCUUGCAUAGAUGAUACGGCAUGUCCCGGUAGAAAAACAGCAUUUUGAUUUUAAAUGAGCAUGCGCUGACCCGUAAAACCGUCCCUUAAAAUUUAAAGGGCGCUGUCAGGAAAUUCAUCAAAAUUCAAACAGUGAGAGUGUAAAACAUCAAAAGAAUGGCUUAAAAUAUUAAAAGAAGGUAUAAAUAACACAGCAAGUUGGUACAAAAGAGGGCACGGAUGGACUAACUUGAAGAUUAAAACAGAUUGCAAUUGCGGUUUUUGAAAACUUGUCAGCCUAGCAGGUUUUCAAAGUUCAUUUAUAUUGUUUGUAAUGUUUGAUAUGUAUAAUGCUGUGGGAGAGAGAUUUGUUUGAUACGAAGCUGUCAUUUUUGUCAUUUACAAGUCAGUAAAUUUGAAUUCCUCGGCGCCAACGUUAACUUCCUUUGCCAAAAAUAAAUGAAAAAAAUAAUUGAAUUCGACAGCAGUGCCCUUAAGUAAAGUUCACUCACUUGGUACCGCUGCGUGUACAGUUAAAAUUUUGGUGAAUUUUCUGUGUCGUUCUUUGUAAUCCAUCAACCUUUAAUAACUUGAUUUUAUCGAAGUUUUGCGAUGAAGGUCUCUACUACUUGAUUUUUUGUUCUUAAUUUAAAAAAAAAAAAGUUGACUCGACGAAAUAUUAAGCUCAUUCAUUUAACUUGAACUGUCUAGGUUACUUAUAAUUGCAAAGUAAAUUAAAUUUUACACGCAUCUUUUCUUUUAAUAUUGCUUAACUUGGACUGUUUACGAGACUAUUUCCUGGUUUAGCUGAUCUUAAUAUAUUUGGUGGUUGUUUCAGUUUAUUCAUGAAUGUGAGCAAGCCUCGACCUAAUGACCAUCCACUGCUAGUACUGUUUAUUGUCGGAGGAGUCACGUGUUCUGAAGUUCACCAAAUAAGGGAAGCUCUUGCAGCUUACCACCCCAACACACAGGUUAGCUUUUCUAAAUCGUGUUUUCUCACGUUUGUCGUUGCCUGGUCAAGAGCCAUGAUGGACAUUAUGGGAUUAUGGCUCAUGACUGGUUUAUCGGCAGGUUCUUCUAUGUUAUUGUUUUUUUUUUUCGGUUUUCGGUGGUAGGCGGUCGAAGGGAAGGGAGAAAUCGGGCGCGCAAGACUGCGAUGGGUGUGAUGAACGCUCGCUUUCGAGUUCACCUCGCUCGCGAACGUCUAAGCAGUCUAGCAGUCUUUCAUUGUAGAGACGAACUAAUUCAGUUGAACCCCUGCUCAACACACUUCCUGUAGAGUUUUUCUGUGGACGCUUUUUUUUGUCUCUGUAGGUUGUUCGCCUACGUUAGGUAAGACUGUAUCACUGAAGCGCUACUUCCGAAUCCAACAAUUUACACACCUAGAGCAAUUAAAAUAUGUAAUAACCAUUAAUAAUUGAUGAUAAAUCUACAAACUCUUUUGACUCUUUGUGUGCCUCCUUUCUUUUUGCAGCUAUUAAUCGGUUGCACAAGACUUCUGAAAGCUGAUGAUUUGUUCAACGAAAUAUUUCUUCAAGACAACUUGUUUCCAGCUCUUCAUUGAUAUUUUCGUAACAGAGUUACUGGAAAAAAAAUCCCAUUUGUUGAGGGAACUUACCUGACAGGAAACGUGCGCGUUGGUCACAAAGUGUUUGCAGCAAUGGAACUGUGCCACGCCACGUUUGUGGCAGAACCGAGCAAGUGGUGACGUAACAAGAUUUUGUAGACUUAAAAGUCAAGUUUAAAUCGAGCGGAUGCCUUUGGGACCUUUGGGCACCCUGGAAGUGAUAGGGAAGGGAAACGAUCAAUUUUAAGCUUCGUAGACAAUCCAUUUAAAAGACGAACACUUCCGCAUGGAAAUGGAUCCGAAAACUAAGUGUCAAAAGUGCCUGGAGCCAACCUCAUUCCAAGUAAAAACCUUUGAAUGCAGAGGUCCACUCAACGCUUGUAAAUGAAACCGACUGGUUCUUUCUUGCCGGAUCUCUAAUGUAAAGAUGCCCAUGCUAGACGCCACUUGAAGUGGAAAUAAAAACAGAACUGAAUACAAGGCUGGCAAUACGGCAAAGGGCUGAUUUAUUUUAGGGCAAUAUAUCGGAGCCUUUAUAGUAUUCCCUUCCAAUGUAGCUCUGGCCCCGAGGAAGGCUAAUAUUUUUUAGCCGAAAUAUUGGCCUCAAACAAAUCAGCCCUUUACUAUUUGAGUGGUAAGGACUUUCAGAUUCUUCAUUAAAUCCCCUGAAGAACGACGGCUUGUCCAACCGAAAUAUCG